AUGUCGAAUCAUCCCCCCGAGAGGCCCUGGUCCGAGGAGGAGAAGUACGCUCUGCUCACCGAGAUCCUCAAGAAAGCGGGCAUUCCCUCGAGCCAUCUGGUCCGGAUGAUCAGGGACUUUCAAAUCACUCCCAGUUGGGGAGACAUCCCACUGCCGCCAGGCCGCUCCCUCAAUGCCUCCCAAAUGGCCUUUUGGAACAUGUGCCAACAGUCCGCUCAACCGUCGUCCCUCCCAGUAGCACCUUACCCAUCACGUCCUGAGAUGCCCGACCCGCCCGCGGCCCCAAUGGACCUCGGCACCGCGCGCAAACGGCCGCUGUUCCCAGCAGAAAAACCCAUUCUGGCGCAUCGUGCAAUCCAACCCCGGCCGCCGGUCAGUAGCACCGCCUCGUACAGUAGUGAGAGCGGCGCUUCUGCUGCGCAAGUAUCUCCGCGAUUGGAGACCGCGGCAUAUGCCACGGGGGAACCGCCCAGGAAACGAGGCCGUCCGAGCAAGGCAGAGACGGAACGGCGUAAAGCUGCUGCUGAGGCUCGUGGCGAGACGUAUCCUCCGCCGCGGAGAUCGGGGUCUGGCAGAUUGACGAUUCCUCCAUCGCCCACGAGCCCCGCUGCGGGUGCCUCAAGGAUGAGCAUGUCGACUGCUCCACCAGCGCCUCAAGAACCGAGGCCGUUUGAGGUUCCCACUGCACGCCCUGGCGGAGCAGUUCCAGCAUCAGGAUCGGAUGACCGCCGGAAAAUGCCGAUCAUGAGCUCGCGAGAGCUACCUCGGCCAACAGAGAUGGGCCACACGCUUCCCUCGCCGCGAACCCUCCAACUCGCCCCGAGAGACCCCUUCCCUCGCAUCAACAGCAGCCAAGGUGACCGGCCAUAUACCUCAUUCUCGCAUGAUCGAUUCUCUCCGCCUGGUAGCAGCAGCCGACACGACUCGCGAACCGAUCCACCACUUCCUCCACCUCCUCCGGGUCAAGAAAGGCGAAUGAGCACGACUCCAGCAGAGAAACAACCGCAAUGA
Molecule: messenger RNA, 1011 nt
Organism: Penicillium lagena
Lineage: Eukaryota; Fungi; Ascomycota; Eurotiomycetes; Eurotiales; Aspergillaceae
Product: putative AT DNA binding protein
Exons: 2
Coding region: 1-1011 (336 amino acids)
Source: RefSeq, a predicted model, not a curated record